GUCAUGAAGAACAUGACCUGAUUUGAAAUUUUACGGUAAAAUUUAGAAAUAGGCUACCACAGUUUUCAGCAAAAUGAAUCAGACAAAUAGGAAGAAAGAAGAUGCUGAUAAACUUCUACAGUCUGUGCGAGAGAAGGCGAAGAAUCCACGUGAGGUCCAACUGAAGGGUUUUCACAUCGCCAGUCUGUACGCCCAGGCGAGGGAGUUCGACAGAGCUCUUCAUCAUGUCCAGGAUUACCUCGCUGUCAAGCCCAGUGAUGUCAGGGCCCACCGCCUCCUGGGAGAGAUCCACGAGGCCCUGCAGGAUGCCGAGAAGGCCAUUCAGAGCUACCGGCGGGCACUGGAGCUCAAUGAGAGCCAGAAAGAUCUGGUCCUAAGAGUGGCCGAUUUGUACUGCCGAGUGGAUUGCGACAUGGAGAGACACCGAUACUGGGCAGAGCGGGCAGAGAAGUUCUUCCCAGGA
Molecule: messenger RNA, 463 nt
Organism: Acanthaster planci (crown-of-thorns starfish)
Lineage: Eukaryota; Metazoa; Echinodermata; Asteroidea; Valvatida; Acanthasteridae
Product: E3 SUMO-protein ligase RanBP2-like
Biological process (GO): intracellular transport
Cellular component (GO): cytoplasm; nuclear pore
Molecular function (GO): protein binding; GTPase activator activity
Source: RefSeq, a predicted model, not a curated record